Molecule: messenger RNA, 2076 nt
Organism: Theobroma cacao (cacao)
Lineage: Eukaryota; Viridiplantae; Streptophyta; Magnoliopsida; Malvales; Malvaceae
Product: protein LNK3
Biological process (GO): regulation of DNA-templated transcription; circadian rhythm
Source: RefSeq, a predicted model, not a curated record
CUGUCAAUCCACAUUUCUCUUUCAUUGCAACUUGCUUACUAAAAAUUAAAAUUAAAAAAAAAAAUGAAAUGAAAAGGCUGCAAAUACCACAGCCGCCUUUGUUUUCUGACAGCUGAAAAAGAAAAAAAUAAAACGAGAAAUCGAUGCUCUUAGGCUUAGCUUCUUAAUCCAACUAGAACCCGUCAGAGCUUCUUAAUCCAACUAGAACCCGUCAGAGUUUUCAAUCAUUUCUGUCUGUUUUCUGCAUCUAGACUGCUUUGUUUUUGUGAUUCAGGAACUGGGUUGUCUUCAUUUGCUCAGCUAGCUCCCUACAAGAUCAAAGCACAGCACAUGGACUGGUGUUUUGGUAAUGGUAUUGAGGAUCUUGUUGUCCCCAUGGAUCAAGAAUUAGCAGAUAGGCUUCCUUCACCUGAAAGUUGGUCAAAAUGGGGAUACUAUUCUCCAGGAAAUUUUGAGUCAUCUAACAAAUGCUUCGUUGUGGAUGAAAACUUGACUUGUGAAGAACUAAAGUUCAAUGGUAGAUUUUGCAAUGGCACUGAAUUCGAAACAUCAGCUGAUGCUAAGGAUCCAUCUAGCUUUCCAAGUGUAUGUGGAGGAUUGUCAGAGGAGUCUCUCAAUCAGGCUCCACUUUCAUAUCCCCAGCCAGAUUACGAGCUUGAUGAUUUUGGCAGAUUCCAGCAGAUGGAUGACAUAUUCUUGAGUUCCUUACUGGAAGAUCUGCUUGGGAGUGAAGAUCUUCAGAAAUCAGUUUGCUUUUCUCCUGAAGAUCAAUGUGGGAGAGUGCCAGCUGAUUAUCUUCUGACAGAUGUAAGUUUGGAUUCUCAAACUAUUUCAAAAAAUGAACAUGGUAUGGGAAGCGCUAAGUAUCUCAAAACUCAUGCAUUUUCCCCAUCGAUGACUUUGGAGAAAGAAAUACCUGCUUUACGUUUUAAACCACGCAAGUCAGGGCUCAAGAAUAGCCCAUCUGUAAAGGUGAGAUUUUCCACCUGUCGCUUUAUUGGAAAGAAUAAGUUCCAGAAAUUCUUCACAAGUGAUGAAACUUCUUUUGUAGCCUACAAAUCUCUGCUACGAAGUCCUGUUCCGGCCACCCACUUAGCAAAUAUAUGGCAUAAAAACCAGACCAGUUCAAAGCCUUGCCAAAUUUAUCACCAUAGGAGACUCUUCAGUUGCCAAUCAUUCUUUAAAGAAUCCUUCAUAAGAAUCAGUUACGCACCACUUGCCAAAAUCUUGGCCCCUCCUGAACGGAACAGUGAAACUGGAUUUGUAUCUGAGGGAAUAUCACUUGAAGAAUCUGUUUUGCAGGAGCUUGAAAUGGUGACAGUUCAGUUGUCUAAUAAGACUCGAAUUUGCUUUCGAGAUGCAUUCUACCGUCUUGCCAAGAACUCAAAACAGAAUCCUGUAGUAAUAAACCAACAUGGAAACGUCUGUGUGAGAACUCAUGCGCCGAUGUGGAUAGUCUAUGAGGAGAAAAUGAGGUCUGGAAGAAAAGAAACAACCGAAUCAGAGACCAACUCCAUUGAUCGAGCUAUUGCUAACCUCACCUUCAAUAAUAUGGAAACUAAUGUUCGAGAUUUUCCUAUUGCCACACCAGCCAAGUCUAAGCAACAUGCCAUCAGAGUGACAGGACAGAAAAACAAUAGCUCAAAUCAAUCCGGGAUCCAUUAUUUCCCACGAUCUUCUGUUGCCUCAACCGAUGCUGAGGUUCCUUUCCUUGUUCAUAAACGCUCCCAAAUGAGAAUGGCUGGACAUGAAUAGGCCUCAAGGAACUGAUUCUGAGAACAAGGGUGUAGAAGUUCUUAUAGCAUCAAAAUCGGUACGAACAGAUAACAGGAUUGCUGGAAAUCACUGGUUAGAAGAAUGAUGAUGGUAAGGGGAAGUGGGAAAAGGAAAGAUAGAUAAAGUUAUUUAUGUUUGUUAAGCAAAGAAGAUUCUUUUAGGUGUGUUCCAAUCUUUGAAUGUAUAUAAUAGCAGUUCAAAGCACUGGUGGCUUUGUACCCUCCACUUGAUACAAUACUGUUUAUGUUCAGCUCAGUUUUGAUUAGCAUUUCAUAGACAUUGAUUCAAAUUUCCAGCUGA